Camellia sinensis is the source of this 2482-nucleotide messenger RNA. RefSeq names its product NAC domain-containing protein 62. Gene Ontology annotation, molecular function: DNA binding. The record is from RefSeq and is a predicted model, not a curated record. Lineage: Eukaryota; Viridiplantae; Streptophyta; Magnoliopsida; Ericales; Theaceae. Gene Ontology annotation, biological process: regulation of DNA-templated transcription.
GGCAAUUUCCGAAAUUUCGGAGCAAAAACUCCAUUUAAAACGCGGGUUCUCUGCUCCCUUCGCUCCCAAAUCACCCACUCUCUCCUCUCUCUCUCACUCUCUCUCUCUUUCUCUUGCUCUCUCUGCUUCUGCUUCCUUCUUCAAAAACUACAUCACUGUGAAUUUUCUUUGUUUCUCUUCCUAUCUUUUACACUAUAUAUUGUAUAUGUAUACAGAAGCUCUUGUAUAUAUAUAUAGUUCUCUCUCUCUCUUUGUGUAUCUAUUCAUUCUCUCUCUAAAUUUUGGGGAUGGAGGUUUUGCCCUUGGAAGCUCUGCCGAUAGGGUACCGAUUUAAUCCGACCGACGAACAACUCAUCGAUCACUUCCUUCGCUCCAAGAUCACUGGCAAUGAGGACGCUGUUCGUUUCAUUCGAGAGGUUGAUCUAUGCAAAUGCGAACCCUGGGAAUUGCCUGGUAUGUCGCUGAUACCGACGAAUGAUGAUGAAUGGAUCUUUUUCUGUCCCAAAGAUCCCAAGAAUAGAAAAGGAAAGCGAUCGAACAGAUCGACUAAGAAAGGGUUCUGGAAGGCGACGGGUAAUGAUAGGCCGAUCAAGAGUGGUAAUGGAACGACUAAGAUUGGCACGAAGAAGAGUUUGGUGUUCCACACUGGGCGUGCUCCUAAAGGGAAGAGGACUAACUGGGUAAUUCAUGAGUACUGUGCAACCAGUAAAGAGCUUGAUGCCUCUAAUCCAGGACAGGGUUCGUUUUUCCUGUUUAAGUUAAUCAAGAAGCAUGAUAACAAGCUAGAAAGAAAUCAGGAUGAGAGUACUGAAGGUUUGAAUUGCGAUGAAGUUGAGGAGAAUGUUUCUUCUCCUGCCACAGUUGUAUCAUUUAUGCCAUCAGAGCCGGUGACUCCUACGGUGCAUGCCCAAGUUGAAAAUCUACUGUCUAGUAGUAAGAGUUGCCUUGCUCAAAAUUAUGAGAGCUUCCAUGAUAGCUAUGUUGCUGAUGAUCUGGAAUAUGACCCAGAAGUGUCGAGACAUCUUGUUGAUCCGGAACAACCAGAUUCCCUUGCCAAAAUAUUCUCCCCAUUGCACUCGCAGAUGCAGCCAAAUCUUGAAUCUAUGCAUGACUUGCAUUGGCCCUUCUCGAACGAUGUGGGUGACCAUGGACCAACUGAACAGGGUUCUACUGAGUACUUUGCUUCAGUCCCAAGUGAGGCGCCUCUUUAUAAUUAUCUUCUUCAGUUGGUCUCCAAUAGCGACUCAGAUGCAGAAGCGGCCCAGGAACAGGUUGAUCCUGAGCAAUUUGAGCCGAACAAUGAGAGGACGGCUAAUGUAUUUAUGGCAACGUCUGUUGAAGCUUAUAGAACUCCUGAUAUAUAUAUUAGCAAUGAUGAGCAGCAGAGUCCCGAAGGAUCAAGCAGCAAUAGCGAUUCCAUCGGCCAUGGUGAUACCUUUGGAACUGGAAUCAAUUUAAGGACUCGCCAACCACGUGAUCAAUCUAGUUUGAAAAACUUUGGGCCACAGGGAAAUGCACCAAGAAGAAUCCGGCUGCAGCAGAAACUUCAACUUCCAUCAUUUUUCUACAGCAAGUUUACAGGUUUGAGCUUCGAGGAAGAAAACCAUGAAGCAAAAUUAGUAGCGGCUAAGGCUGAAGAAGCCGGAGAAAAGCUUAGUGCUACUGAUGAUCCCGCUGCUGUCAUAGAUGCGUCCCUUUCCAAGUCCAAUCAAGAGCACUUGAGUGACCAAUCUUGUGAAUUGUUCAAUAGUCCUCAAGGAUCAAGCAACGCUGUCAGCAAUGGUGAUACUUUUGGAACUGGAAUCAAAUUAAAGACUUGCCUAACUCGUAAUCAACCUAGUUCCAAAAGCCUGAGGCAGCAAGGAAAUGCACCGAGAAAAGUAUUCCGGCUGAAGAAGAAACUUCAAGUUCCAUCGUUUUACCGCAGCAAUUUUAGAGAUCUGAGCUACAAGGAACAAAACCAUGAAGCAGAAUUAGUAGUGGCGAAGGCUGAAGAAAAGGAAAGUGUCAGUGCUGAUCCAGCUGCUAUUGUAGACGAGGGCCAGGAUACAUCCCUUACUAAGUCCAAUAAUGUCACAAAGUUGCUCAAGAACCGGCUUGGAAUGUGAAAUCCAGAAGGGAUUUUCCAAGAGGCGGUGACAAAGAGGUUACCUGAGUCUUUGUAGGCUCCUCUAGCAUCGCACUCCAUUUUCUCAUCUAGGCAUAUACUUGGUGUACUUUUGACUCUAGGUUUACCCAUUGUUAUUGUGGGUUUAUUGAGAUAUCUUGAGUUUUGAAGUUAAUUAGAGAAGAGAGCUUGUUGUGUGUAUAAUUUUGACCCCCUAGUUAAUGUCUUAACGUUAGAAUACAAUGGAUAGGGAUGAUCAUUUUGCUUAUGUUUAUUUAUGUUUUUUCUUCCUUCUAUCUACUUGUUAUAUAUACAACACCACUUGGUGACUUGGGAUAUAUGUGUAAUCUUCUGAAAUGGAAGCCUUCUUGUACA